This is a messenger RNA of Vespa mandarinia (Asian giant hornet), 988 nucleotides long. RefSeq names its product CD151 antigen. NCBI's taxonomy places the organism in Eukaryota, Metazoa, Arthropoda, Insecta, Hymenoptera, Vespidae. Gene Ontology annotation, cellular component: plasma membrane. The record is from RefSeq and is a predicted model, not a curated record.
AACUUGUGAAAUAGCCAACUUCAGUUUUUUGCACGAUUCGAAAUUUUAAUAAACACAAAUACAUACAUGUAAGUAUGUGGCAACGAUGAUCGAGGUUAUUUGAAUCUAGAAAAUACUUAAAAAUUAAUAAUUUAACAAAUGUCGAAUUUUGAUUAUGAUGAGACAUCAAGAUAUCACAAAUGACAAUGAUACCGAGACGGACACUGCUGAGGAAGAAAUCACAGAAACCGAGGAAUCUUCCUCAACAGGAAAAGAUACUCCUCAUGAUUUGACAUUAUCCUUUUUAAAAUUAUCUUACAAACGACUUCCAAAAAAUUGUGUCAAGUUUUCUUUUUUGAGUCUCAACAGUGUUACCUUUCUUGCUGGUAUAAGCGCUGUGAUCAUUUCAAUUUGGAUGCUGGCCGAUAAUAAAAUGAUGUCUAGAUUAAUUGGACAACGUAUAUACAUAACAACAUUGCUCAUAAUAGGAAUAUUCGCUUCUAUUCUAGCAAUUAUCGGCAUAUUAGGUUUUCUCAAAAGAAAACAAAAUUUCUUGAUAAUCUACAUAAUAUUCCAUGCGCUAUUCCUGUUUUUGAUCUUUGUCUGCUCCAUUUUGAGUUUUUCUUUAUUCGAUAAACUUACGAGAAGUAUUCACGAGGAUAUGGCUAAUUCAAUUGAAAAUUAUCGUUAUUUGGAUUGGGUUGCGGAGGCUUGGGAUAAUACACACAGAUACUUGAAAUGCUGUGGAAUUCGAUCGCACGAUGAUUGGGAAAGACAUGGUAUGCUUAUACCACAGAGUUGUUGUUCAACUACUGUCGACAAAUGUUUGAACAUGACCGCUGAAGUAGUGUAUGAGUCUGGCUGUUUAAAUGGCGCCGUUGAUUUCCUCAAAUCGUCGGUCCAUACGGUUUCUAUAUCGGUCCUUUUCAUGUCACUAGCUCUAUUCGCAAAUUUGUUCUUCGCUUUCGCUGCUCGCAAGAGAUUUAAGAUGUACCCUUUGAACGAGUAA